GGCGUUCGUUUGUCUUGUUAUUGUUUUUUUUUUCAUCUCCAUUGUUCAUCAUUCAACAGUAACAACUCAUUGCGAAAUUCUUUUAGUUUCGAUUUAUUUAAACGCGAAUUUUGGAAUAAUAUCGAAGUAUACACGUACAAAUUAUAUAAAAUAUGACAAUUUUGCAUCAAAUCAACCAUUUUGGCAGUAAAAUACUACAAAAUUUCACCACAAAUGGACUAAAAUUAAGCGCAACCAGAAAAUCUCUCUGGGGUUAUGUAGCCAUAGCAUUUAACCGGGUAGACACAGAUCGUUUGCUUCAAGUAGGACCUGAUCGCCUGUGCGCCGAGUGGCUUAUCAAAAAUGGUGGUGCUAUACGCACUGUGGAGUUACCCAGCAGGCCGCAUCAAAGUUACAAUGCACUGCCACCGGAAAACAAUCGCUUCAAAAUCAAAGUAGUCGAUGCUACCGGCUCUUCGAUUAUGAAAAUUGGAUUGGAACAUUUUAAGGGCUGUAAUCAUAUUGAUACCGUUAUAUUGCAUGAGUGUAAACAUUUGGAAUCGGAUGGUUUACAGGGAUUGUUGCAUUUAAAGGAAACUUUAAAGGUAUUGCAGGUUUCGGCUUGUGAUAACAUCAGUGAUGAGGGCUUAAUGGUUAUUGGAGAAUUGACAAAUUUGGAAUUGUUAAAGAUAUUCGAAAUGCGUUAUGUUAAGGAUUUGAAAAAGGUCGAGCAAGAUUUGAAGGCAAAGUUGCCUAAUUGCAUCAUGGAAAUUAAGUAAAAAUGAGUGGACGAAAAUUAAGUUAUUUGUUCGAAAAUAUUUUAUUUAUUGACGAAUGAGAAGGAAGCAUAAAUGGAAGUGGCCAAAAAAUGUUAUUUAUUCAGAAUUGUUGUGUAUAAUAAAACUUAUUUAUUGACGAUUA
Molecule: messenger RNA, 900 nt
Organism: Lucilia sericata (common green bottle fly)
Lineage: Eukaryota; Metazoa; Arthropoda; Insecta; Diptera; Calliphoridae
Product: ATP synthase subunit s, mitochondrial-like
Exons: 1
Coding region: 153-758 (201 amino acids)
Source: RefSeq, a predicted model, not a curated record